Capsella rubella is the source of this 691-nucleotide messenger RNA. RefSeq lists its product as uncharacterized. The record is from RefSeq and is a predicted model, not a curated record. The coding region runs from base 67 to 510 and encodes 147 amino acids. Lineage: Eukaryota; Viridiplantae; Streptophyta; Magnoliopsida; Brassicales; Brassicaceae. The transcript is spliced from 2 exons.
UAUAUAAAACACACAUCCUUGCUGUUUCUUUAGUUUUUCACAUAUUUUAGAAUUUGGGAGGUGAAGAUGAUGAGGUUCUUGUUGGUGAGCAUGACGUUGGUUUCUAUGGUGGCCUUUGGGGAAGCAGCUAGGGAGAGAUGGACCAGAAAUGAGAUGGUUGAGAUGGCUGGCUACGGCGAACAAAAACUCUCCUCUGUUCUUCUCACCGCCUCUCUCCUCUCUUCCUCCUCCUCUCCUAUUCCUGGUGCUACUGUUGGGAUCAAGUGCCGUAGUGGACAUAAGAAGAGAUCUAAAUGGAUCAAAGGUGUGACUAAUGACUUGGGGCAAUUCGUCAUCGAUCUACCUUCUCACCUACACGCGAUUCCUGACCUGAACAAGGCUUGUAUCAUCAAACCACUCUCUGUUCCUAAACCUUAUCAGUGCUCUUCCAAGAUUCACAGAGGCAUUCAACUCCUCUCCUCUUCCAACGGCUCCCGUGUCUACACAGCCGGCGACAUAACCUUACAAUAGAGAGAGCUAGCACACCAUGUAAAAAGAGAGUCUUAAUUAAUCUUUCUAGGAUAGAUCAGUCAUGUCUUUCUUUUGUAUAUGGUUCCUUCUCGCUUCUUGUGAGAAAGAGAGAUAUAUAGCCUUUGUAAAUCUUGUUUUCAUGCUCUUCUUGUAUUUAGAAAUUUUUAUGUUUUCUUCAACC